GUUUUAUAUUACAUCGGUGUUUGGUACCGUUCUGCAGCGGAUACAGCACUACUUAUAAUAAUUUAUAAUUCUAUAUAUAUUUGAAUUAAUUAUUAUUUAUACAUAAGUCUCUUUGUGUCCUUGUCUCUGAUUGGCCGGGGCAGGAGAAUGAGUCCUGUGUGGCUAUUGGUGGCCGUGGUGGUUAUGGGCGUGGCCAAAGGAGCUGUCGGUCAGUGCUGGGAGCAUCCGAGCUGCCAGGAGCUGAACUCUGAGAGCAGCAUGAUGGAGUGCAUCCAGCUUUGUCACUCCGCUCACCUCACCGCCGAGACCCCCGUCAUCCCAGGCAACGCCCACCUCCAACCGCCUCCUCCGUCAGACUCCUCCUCCUCCCUUCAGGCCAAACGCUCCUACUCCAUGGAGCACUUCCGCUGGGGUAAGCCCGUCGGCCGCAAACGCCGCCCGGUCAAAGUCUACACCUCCAACGGCGUGGAGGAGGAGUCCUCCGAGGUGUUCCCUGGAGAGAUGAGGAGGCGGGAGCUGGCCAGUGAGCUGCUGGCGGCGGUGAAGGAGGAGGAGGAGGAGGUGAUGGAGGAGCAGAUUGUGGGCGGCGUCCAGGAGAAGAAGGACGGUUCGUACAGAUUGAAGCACUUCCGCUGGAGCGGCCCGCCGGCCAGCAAACGUUACGGCGGCUUCAUGAAGAGCUGGGACGAACGCAGCCAGAGGCCUCUGCUCACGCUCUUCAGAAACGUCAUCAACAGAGACGGACAGCAGCAGAAGUGAGACCAAGACGGACGAGGACUUUUUACACAGGCAGCGAAGACUUCUCAUUGGACCAGGGGAAGCUCGUUAGCAGACUAAUUAGUCGACCAAUAAGAAGCUCUGAUCCUGAAUGA
Sebastes umbrosus (honeycomb rockfish) is the source of this 872-nucleotide messenger RNA. RefSeq names its product pro-opiomelanocortin-like. The record is from RefSeq and is a predicted model, not a curated record. Lineage: Eukaryota; Metazoa; Chordata; Actinopteri; Perciformes; Sebastidae. Gene Ontology annotation, cellular component: extracellular region. Gene Ontology annotation, biological process: neuropeptide signaling pathway. Gene Ontology annotation, molecular function: neuropeptide hormone activity.